AUGGAACCUGCGAGAAACGUCUUCUGCACGGAGACCGCGCUGUACACAGUGUACCAUGGGGGAGUGGCCACUGAGGAGCGUCGGGGCACCUCCCAUGACCCCACUAGCACCUCCCAUGACCCCACUAGCACCUCCCAUGACCCCACUAGCACCUCCCAUGACCCCACUAGCACCUCCCAUGACCCCACUAGCACCUCCCAUGACCCCACUAGCACCUCCCAUGACCCCUCUAGCACCUCCCAUGACCCCUCUAGCACCUCCCAUGACCCCUCUAGCACCUCCCAUGACCCCACUAGCACCUCCCACGACCCCACUAGCUCCUCCCACGACCCCUAUAGCACCUCCCACGACCCCUCUAGCACCUCCCAUGACCCCACUAGCACCUCCCACGACCCCACUAGCACCUCCCAUGACCCCACUAGCACCUCCCAUGACCCCACUAGCACCUCCCAUGACCCCACUAGCACCUCCCAUGACCCCUCUAGCACCUCCCAUGACCCCUCUAGCACCUCCCAUGACCCCUCUAGCACCUCCCAUGACCCCACUAGCACCUCCCAUGACCCCACUAGCACCUCCCAUGACCCCACUAGCACCUCCCAUGACCCCAAUAGCACCUCCCAUGACCCCAAUAGCACCUCCCAUGACCCCUCUAGCACCUCCCAUGACCCCAAUAGCACCUCCCAUGACCCCAGGAUUUAG
Messenger RNA from Nanorana parkeri, 699 nucleotides. RefSeq names its product putative protein TPRXL. The record is from RefSeq and is a predicted model, not a curated record. NCBI's taxonomy places the organism in Eukaryota, Metazoa, Chordata, Amphibia, Anura, Dicroglossidae. Bases 1 to 699 code for a protein of 232 amino acids. The transcript is spliced from 2 exons.